Mangifera indica (mango) is the source of this 855-nucleotide messenger RNA. RefSeq lists its product as uncharacterized. The transcript has 7 exons. The record is from RefSeq and is a predicted model, not a curated record. Gene Ontology annotation, biological process: proteasome assembly. Bases 119 to 493 code for a protein of 124 amino acids. Lineage: Eukaryota; Viridiplantae; Streptophyta; Magnoliopsida; Sapindales; Anacardiaceae.
AAAGAGCUUAAAAAACCAGAGCAGAUUUGGAAAAGAAAGGAACAAAAAGAGCGAAACAAAGAUACUGCAAAUUGGCAGCUGAGGGCGAGAUCGCACGUGUUGUGUUAAGGACAUCAUUAUGAACAAUAUAACGGAAAACUUCCCCGUUCCUCACAAGAAGUUUUCAGUUGAUAUAAAGGGGAACAAAACAGAUAUAGUCAUAUGCAGUUAUGAUGAUCAUUUUCUUGUUAUUGCUUCUCAGAUAGGAACCAUGGGGACGAUUCUGCAAGCCAGGAAGGACGAAGGAAUGUCAAUGAAUCCAACUUUCAAUGUGUCUGUACUAUUUGGAAAACGAGACGAGCCAAUGCUAGUGGCAUGUGCUCGUCAGCUGAUUGAACACAUAAGUAGCACUGGCUCCUCCCAGCCGUUGGUGCUUUCUCUUGGCCUUAAAGAUCAUUCUGUGGAGACAUUAAAAGGCAUUGUUUGCGCUGUGACUGAGAAUCGCCUCUGGUAACUAAAUGUUGUUUUGUUCGGUAGCAAUACUAUAUGUACUCACUUUGAGUACACAAAUAGAUAGACACUUAUGUAUGUUAUUAUGCAAUUUGGUGUUGGUUUAUCUUUAAUUCAAAAUCAUUCAAUUACAUCAUUACACACAUAAAUAUAUAUUUAUUUGUAUACUCAAAAUAGAUACAUAUAAUUUUAUUAUUUGUUCAGAUGUCGUAAUUUGAUUAUCAGGUUUUGCUUACAUUUUAAGUAAUGCAACCUGCAGUGAACUCAUGCCUCAUCUUGUAAUAAUUCCUAUCAUAUUGAAUGAAGAAUCUGAUCGGUCACAUUCGCAUUAAAUCAUCCUAAAUAAAAAAAUAAAAUAGUUAUUUC